Frieseomelitta varia is the source of this 551-nucleotide messenger RNA. Its product is annotated as 60S ribosomal protein L22-like. Gene Ontology annotation, biological process: cytoplasmic translation. The record is from RefSeq and is a predicted model, not a curated record. The coding region runs from base 51 to 470 and encodes 139 amino acids. The transcript has 4 exons. Gene Ontology annotation, cellular component: ribosome. Gene Ontology annotation, molecular function: RNA binding; structural constituent of ribosome. NCBI's taxonomy places the organism in Eukaryota, Metazoa, Arthropoda, Insecta, Hymenoptera, Apidae.
UUCAGCGCCGCGUAGCGGUCGACUCUUCCAUUUGUUGUCCGUUUGUAAACAUGGCUCCUCCAACUAUGAAGAAAUCAAAAGGACCGACUAUCAAAAAACAAGCCCUUCGAGGUAAGGGUCAAAAGAAAAAAGUAUCCCUGAAAUUUACUAUUGACUGUACACAUCCAGCAGAAGAUAAUAUUAUGGAUGUAGCCAAUUUCGAAAAGUACCUGCAUGAAAAAAUCAAGGUUUCAGGGAAGACAAACAAUUUUGGCAAUAGUGUGAGCUUAGAAAGGGAUAAGAUGAAACUAUCCGUUAACAGUGAUAUUGACUUCUCCAAACGGUAUCUUAAAUAUUUGACAAAAAAGUAUUUGAAAAAAAAUAAACUACGUGAUUGGUUACGUGUUGUCUCAAAAGACAAGGAAACCUAUGAGUUAAGGUACUUCCAAAUUAACAGUCAAGAGGAUGAUGACGAAGAGGAUGCAGAAUAAACUUUAAUUCUAUAUGCAAUUACAGAAUUACAUAUGUCUGUACAUAUUUCUACAAAUAAAUAAAAAAAGAAAAUUUUUGCG